AUGGCCUUGGUCGGGAAGAAGCCUUACCCCAAGGCCACAGUGAAGAAAAUCAUAAAAGCACAUUCGAAUCUCAACAUCAAGAAGAAUGCAGAUGUCACGGUGUAUCUAAAUUAUGUGCUGUUCAUGGAAUCUCUGGUCAGAGAGGCUGCUAUCCACUCGAAGCAGUCCGGCGAACGAGCACUCGCAGCCCGGAGUGUGAAAAAGGUCACGCGAGAUACCUUGAGCAAAUUCAAAGGAUGA
This is a messenger RNA of Clonostachys rhizophaga, 240 nucleotides long. The record is from the annotation of a GenBank genome assembly. Lineage: Eukaryota; Fungi; Ascomycota; Sordariomycetes; Hypocreales; Bionectriaceae.